AUGGACUUUGCCUUCCCUGUCUUUGUGCCCGCCUCUGACAGCACAUCACAACAACAACAACAAUCACAACAACAAGAACAAAAAUCACUUUGGCAGUUAGUGAUAGAAGAUGGACCAGAUAGUAAUGCAGGAACAGAGCGUGGAGCGGCAUGGUCUGUGAAUGCAAAACACUCUUUAAACAACAACAACAAUGAUAAUGAUAAUGAUAAUAAUGAGUGGGAUGAACGAAAUGAUCGAAGGGGCUAUUACAACGGUGAUAAUAAUAAUGAUAAUAAUACAGGUGCGGAUGGUAGUGUAACUGUGGGAAUCACAUCCCGUAGCUCCUGGAAGCCAACACCAUACAUGAUUGAUCAUCUCUCCUCUGCCUUUAUUUCACAGUAUGGAAUGAUGCUUGGUAUGGAGUGUUCAUCCCGCACUCCACCACCGCCCUGUCUGCGACUGCAAGAUCUGCAGAUGCCACCGUUUAUAUUAAAGCGAUUGAAACAGCAAUUGCGGUUUCCAAAUACAAGAAAGAGAUCCACACGUGAUACUUCAGCACGUGACGAGCGUCCGGGACUUCGUGAGUUGCAGGAAGUAGUGUUUGGUGCAGCUGCUAUGAUGAUUAAUAAUAAUAAUAAUAAUAAUAGUGGUGAUGGGGAUAAUGAUGGAUUGCAAGAGUUAGUACUGCGAGCAUUACAGCAGUUUUCACUCACGUCUAUGCUGCUGGGAUACCACACGCUGAGUGUUGGUCCACGCGGUUGUGGAAAGAAAACGGCUGGUGUAUUGGCCACAGCCCUCUUGACAUUAGCACGUGAAUCAACUGUGAAAGAUACAGAAAAGACGAUGAAGGAAACGGAAAAUAAUGUAAAGAGUGAGUCUAAUGAAAUGUACACUGUAAAGCCAUCAGCCCCACGGGCGGUAAUUCUUGUUAGUAGUUACAGUGAAGUCCAAGAGUGUAAUCGAUGGUUGCAGGCUGUUUUCACACCGGGUGCAUUCGCGCCCAUGACGUUUCGUCGUGAUGCUGCCGAACUUGUGGCACUACCGGUAUACCACGAUAAUAAUAAUAAUAAUAAUAAUAAUAAUAAUAAUAAUAAUAAUAAUAAUAAUAAUAAUAACACUAAUAACACUAAUUACUACUAUUGUAAUACAUCUCAGCAGGAGACGAUGGCAACACUACCACCAAUACCGCUUCCACUACCAAUGCCAUUACCCGUGGAAUCAUCAGAGGCCGUAGGUGAUAUGCAUAAGGAAGAGGAUGAGGAUAAUAAGGAUGAUAAGAAUAAUAAUAAUCAUCACCAUAGUGAUCAUCAUCAUCAACAUCAUCAUAGACGACACAGUAAAGAUUACAAUGAGCGUGUUUCCCGAAAAAGAAGCCGUGAAGCAUCACGUGAUCGACACUAUCGUCAUGACUCACACCGUACACGAAGACGCCGUCAUCGCACACGUUCUCUUUCUGCAGAUGAAAAAGUAAAGCGACGGCGGCACCGUAGUUCAUCACGACAUCGUCGAAGUCGCAGUCGUCAUCGUCAUCGUGAGAGAAGAGAAAGUAGAAGUAGAAGAAGAAGACACCACAGCAGCAGCAAUAAUAAAAACGAUAACGAAAAUAAUAAUAAUAAUAAGAGCAGAAGUGAGAAGGAAAGAGAAAGAAAAGGAAGUCGUAGUGGUAGGAAUCGCCAUGAGCGUUACGAACGUGACGAAAAGAGACGUUCACGUGAUGAACAUCACCGUACUCCAUAUGAAGAGAUGCCUGAAUAUUCAUCUAGCACACCACACCAGACAACCACAUCCAUACUACCAAUACCAACAACAAUACCAAUACCAACAUCAAUAACAAUGCCAAUAACAACAACAGUGGUAGGAGGAUCCACUCCCGUUUCCACCUGUGAAGAGGUUCCCUAUUUCCUGCAGCAACGUAUCCCUCUUCUCAUCACCACACACCAGUCACUUGUGGAGGCACUGCAGCUUGUGCGGGGUCAGGCGGAAGUACUGCCGUUGGAGUCUGUUCGUGUAGUGUGCAUAAGUGAUGUGGACCGUAUUUCACAGCCCACCUCUCAAAUAGCCGCACCCGCCUCGUGGUGGGUUUCUCUCUCCAAUGCGGUAGAUGUGGAGUGUCAGUAUAUUCUCUCCGCCUCGCGGAUGUAUGAUGAAGUGAAUGAAUGGAUGCGGGAGACGAUCCUGCGGGAUACACCGGAUGUGGUGCAUCGAUAUCGACAACGUGAUGACACCGUCUGGCAUGGUGGAGUCCAACAUGUUUUGGAUAUUGUGCGGGUGGAAGAAAUGGCAGAGGAGCGAUCUAAACAACAAAUGUAUGAACGUGUGGAUGCGGCAAAGCUACAGCGGCUUCUUCAUAUCAUUAGACAUCACUUCCACUCGGCGUCUGCAGAGGAAGGGGAUGUGGAUCACACGACUGGUACCGCAGCGACGACUGUUGGUCGUGUGGUGAUUGUUGUUUCUUCACGCAAAGAACAGGAAUUAAUAUUCCAACAUGUGCAGAGUGAACUGAGAAGGUCAAUGGCGUGGCUUCGCUGUGUUUCUCAUAUCUCUGAUUUCCACCGCAGUAACGCAGAUGUGUUGAUAACAUAUGAUUGGAUGGUUUCUCUGGCGAGUGAUACAGAGAACACGGCGGGGCGUCGGGUGGAGUUG
Trypanosoma theileri is the source of this 2622-nucleotide messenger RNA. RefSeq lists its product as uncharacterized. NCBI's taxonomy places the organism in Eukaryota, Euglenozoa, Kinetoplastea, Trypanosomatida, Trypanosomatidae. The record is from RefSeq and is a predicted model, not a curated record. The annotation marks the transcript as partial. The transcript has a single exon.